Messenger RNA from Anneissia japonica, 394 nucleotides. RefSeq lists its product as uncharacterized. The record is from RefSeq and is a predicted model, not a curated record. The annotation marks the transcript as partial. Lineage: Eukaryota; Metazoa; Echinodermata; Crinoidea; Comatulida; Comatulidae. The transcript is spliced from 2 exons.
AUCAUUUUCCUUAGUCAUGGAUAAGAAAGAACAAGUUGUCCUGCAGAGUAUAUACAAGUUGAAGAAAAUGAAGAGUUAUCACACCAAAGAUGCCAUGCACGAAUUGAAAAUUAUAUGCGAUUACUCCUUUGAUGUUAGAGAAAAAAUUGGAGUAACAUUAGUUGAAAAAAAAGCUGCAGGUCUGUUUGUGAACAUUUUGAAAGAAUGUUUCAAACAUGGUUUCAUCGAGAAUGACAGUAUCUUACAUCCUGCAGAUUAUGCCGUAGACGCUGUGAUUAACUUCAGCGACGGUAGCAAUGAGUUUGCUACUUCUCUUGGAUUAGAGGGCAUGGUUAAGUUAUGUGUUGACAUCUUGGGCUCAUCUGCGUAUCAACAAAAAAAUCAUAAGUCAGAA